UCAGGUUGUUUCGUCACUUACCGAAGGAAACCCUAGAGUUUCGGAAGUGGACAUUAGAAGUUCCGUAAAUUAUUAUUUGAAAGUAAAAAUGGAGGAUGAGUUACUACUCUACCGACAUGAAAAGUUGGGGCAUGCCGCAUGCGAAAGAUGCUUGAGCUACAAGCAGGCGGCACAGGCGCAUCUGAUUCUGUAAGGAAUUUGCUUCAUUUAUAGAGAACCGGGAAAAACUUCAAUCAUCAAAGUGCCGCGACCGACGGCUUCGUUGAGUUCCGGUCGGGCUCCACUUAACCGUCUCGAUGUAGUCCGCAACGUGACGAUUUAUAAACUUAGCAGAGUAUGUGUUGGUUUGAAAUGUGUGCGCUAUGAUGGAAUGCAAGGAUAACGUACGAGUUUAUUGAGAAUGGUCGUGCAUCUGGAUGCGUCGUGGUUGUGAAGUUGGGAGGGUGAUGGUGGAAGCCUCUGGAUGGAGUGGAGACUGGUGUUUGUUGUUGAGGUAGGUUUUGUGUCUGAUAAUCGAUGGUUGAGGUUACAAGAUUGAGUAUUCGGGUGUAAGUGUUAAGUGGAGCGGUUUAGGGAUGGUGGCGAAUGGAUCCGUCAAACAGCGGACACGGCCGGAGUGGUUGCAGCAGUAUGAAUUGGUGGGGAAGAUUGGGGAAGGAACGUAUGGACUGGUUUAUCUCGCGAGGAGCAAAGAGCCGGCGCACAGCAGGGGCACUAAAAUUGCGAUUAAGAAAUUCAAGCAGUCUAAAGAGGGCGAUGGCGUUUCCCCGACAGCAAUCCGGGAGAUUAUGCUGUUGCGGGAAUGCGUACACGAGAACAUUGUGAAGCUUGUGAAUGUCCACAUCAACCAUGGCGAUAUGUCGUUGUAUCUAGCGUUCGACUACGCUGAGCAUGACCUGUACGAAAUAAUUCGACACCAUCGGGAGAAGGUAACCUGCAGUAUCAACCCGUACACGGUGAAAUCUCUGCUUUGGCAGAUUCUCAAUGGCUUGAACUAUCUUCAUAGCAACUGGAUUAUCCACCGUGAUUUGAAACCCUCCAAUAUUCUGGUAAUGGGAGAAGGCGAAGAGCAAGGAGUAGUGAAGAUCGGGGACUUUGGCCUGGCUCGCAUCUUUCAGGCACCGUCGCGGCCCUUGAGUGACAAUGGUGUGGUGGUUACCAUCUGGUAUAGGGCUCCAGAGCUGCUACUCGGAAGCAAGCAUUACACAAGCGCUGUCGAUAUGUGGGCCGUUGGGUGUAUCUUUGCGGAGCUUCUCACUCUCAAACCCCUCUUUCAGGGAAUUGAAGACAAAAGCAGUCCCAGUCCGUUCCAGUUUGAUCAGUUGGACAAGAUCUUCAAAGUCCUUGGCAAUCCUACUGCGGAUAAGUGGCCGACACUCACCACGCUGCCACAUUGGGCGCAAAACCGCCAAUCUAUCCAAUCUCGGAAGUAUGACAACCCAGGCUUUUAUAGCAUUGUACAGUUGCCACCAAAAAGUCCUGGGUUUGAUUUGUUGUCGAAAAUGCUGGAGUACGAUCCCAUUAAACGGAUCACCGCGGCGCAAGCAUUAGAGCAUGAGUAUUUUCGAAAUGAUCCUAUUCCAGGGCGCAAUUCCCUCGUUCCAGCAAAUUCAGCAGACAAGGUAGUGCCUUAUCCUCAGCGCCCCGUGGAUUAUUCAACAGACUUCGAUGGCACAACUGCCCCACCUCCUUCACAGAUGCCUAACUCCUCAAACAUGUCAGGGAGUUCAAAUCAACUGCACCCAUCUAUGAACGUCAACAUGCAACAACAGCACCGGAUUCAAAACUCAAACACCCUGAGUGUCAAUCAACCUGUUGGAAUGCAUGGUAUGAACAGUAGCAGCAAUAUGUAUAUUCAGAGAGGUAAUGCAACUGUGCCCCAGCAGCAACCGCAGCAGCAGCAGGGUCUCAGAAGAAAGGACCAGACCAACGUGGGCUACCCUGGUCAUUACCAGCCUCCUAAUAAGUCAAGGCGAAUUUGAAACAAGAUGGAGCCGUGCUGCCUCUCUUUCAUUGUAGAUCGAUGUCAUUUUUCUCUUGAUUAGUAGUUACUGCCUCAAACCUGAUGCCGCUCGGUGUAUAUACGCACUUACAAGAGAUAUCCAGGGUUAUGCUGAGCAGCCGGUGUAUACAUUCAUUGAAGGAUUACGUUUUGUCGCUUUGAUGACAGGUGUAAUCUAUCAUGCUCACUUCCAUCCCCCACAUUCGAUUUGGAGAUUCCGUAGGUUCCUCAGAGUUAUGUUCGCUAUAUUGAUCAGAAAGAAUGCUCCAGACGACAUGCAGGAGAUUUGUUGUUUGUCAAGAACAUUUUUAGUUUCUAUGGUCGAUGUCGAAGUUGGAGACAAUGAAGUGAAUCCAUCAUGCAUUUUGUGCAUGAUUCUGUGGAAAACUUGGUGAGGGUGUAUCAAUCGACUUGAUGUGCUGGAGACGUUGCUGGUGAGGUGAAGCUAGUAAAUUGGAAUGAGUGUCAUUUAAUUGGAUCAAAACUCCAUUGUUAGAAACUUGGGAUUUAUUUAGACUUGGCCGUAUGAGUUCAGAAAGAAUUGCAACUAGAUCGCUUUCAUCUUUGGCAGCUCCUGUCUGACUGCACUGUGCGCAUUUGAUCGCUUCUGAUUUUAUCAACCUCCCUGUUCCAGCAUCGCUUA
This is a messenger RNA of Physcomitrium patens, 2645 nucleotides long. Its product is annotated as cyclin-dependent kinase E-1. Gene Ontology annotation, cellular component: mediator complex; nucleus. Gene Ontology annotation, molecular function: protein serine/threonine kinase activity; ATP binding. Gene Ontology annotation, biological process: protein phosphorylation. The record is from RefSeq and is a predicted model, not a curated record. Lineage: Eukaryota; Viridiplantae; Streptophyta; Bryopsida; Funariales; Funariaceae.